Molecule: messenger RNA, 819 nt
Organism: Schistosoma rodhaini
Lineage: Eukaryota; Metazoa; Platyhelminthes; Trematoda; Strigeidida; Schistosomatidae
Source: the annotation of a GenBank genome assembly
AUGUCAAAGCAAGCAUUCAAUGAAUUUUUAGCUGGUGCUAUUGGAGGAUUAGCUGGUUUAACUGUCGGUCAUCCAUUGGAUACGAUCAAAGUUGUUUUGCAAAGUUCGUCGAGAAAUUUAACAUUUAAAGAAGCAACUGAUUUGAUUCUUGAAACGGGCCUAAGGCAAUUUUUUACUGGACUUGCAAUCCCGUUUUAUUCAUAUGGAUUUAUCAAUGCCGUGAUAUUUACUGCAUACAAAGAGUCAUUGAGUAUAUUUGAUGCAACUGGUCAGUCUCCAUUAGCAAAUGCUAUGGCCGGUGCUGUAUCAGGAGCUGUACAAUUAGUACCAGCUGUUCCAGUAGAAGUUAUUAAAAUACGACAACAAUCUAUGGCAAGUCAUCCGGGUGAAAAACAACUGACUGCUCGAAAAUGUAUUCAUACUAUUUUACGUAUGCAAGGAUUUACUGGAUUAUAUUCAGGAACAGUUAUUCAAGCAUUUCGUGAUAUUCCAGGAAUGACUGCUUAUUUUUAUGCUUAUUCUGAAUCAAUAAAAAUAGGAAAAUACAUUGGUUUGUCAACAUUUUGGUCUGCUUUUAUUGGUGGUGCAAUAAGUGGAACAUUAUCUUGGUGUAUUUCAAUGCCAUUUGAUGUAAUAAAAACAAGACAACAAGCUGGUAAUGGAAUCACAAUUUCAAAUGUUCUAAAUACCUUGUUAAAAGAAAAAAGCUACAGAAUAUUUUUUCGUGGAUUUAACGUUGUUAUCACUAGAGCAUUUGUAGUUAAUGCAUGUACAUUCGCUGUCUACGAAACAGUUUAUGAGCAUCUUAAAAAAUAUUAG